Danio rerio (zebrafish) is the source of this 880-nucleotide messenger RNA. RefSeq names its product bolA family member 1 (gene bola1). NCBI's taxonomy places the organism in Eukaryota, Metazoa, Chordata, Actinopteri, Cypriniformes, Danionidae. The record is from RefSeq and is marked validated. Gene Ontology annotation, cellular component: iron-sulfur cluster assembly complex.
CAAACUGUGAAGGAGGAUCUGCCUGAAUCGCUUCCUGUGUGUGAUACAAUAACAACACGCUGAAGAGCAAAGGUGUUUUCCUCCACGCCUGAUGCUGUCCAGUGCUCUACGCUGCCUGCGUCCCAUCUCCAGCACCCUUGUCUUAUCCAGACCUCUCGCUCACCACAUGGACCCAAGUGUUCCCCGUCCCGUAGAGACCACCAUACGCACCAAACUGAGCAAGGCCCUCAAUCCUGAGCACCUGGAGGUCAUAAAUGAGAGCCACAUGCACGCCGUUCCCCCUGGAUCAGAGUCCCACUUCAAAGUUCUGGUGGUGAGUCCUCAGUUCGAAGGUCUUUCCUUGUUACAGCGUCACCGGCUGGUAAACGAGACCCUGAAGGAGGAGCUCAGUACCUGCAUCCAUGCGCUCUCUAUCCAGGCCAAGACGCCUCAGCAGUGGAGCAGCAACCCCAGCCUGGCAAAAAGCCCUCCAUGCAUGGGGGGAUCCAGACAUGAUCACACUAUGGCAGAGAAACUAAAGGCGGGUAGAGACUGACUGACAUUACAGAAACAAAAACUGGGUAAUAUUAGAUAUUCAGUCGGAUAAAUGCACUGUAACAAAAUGAUCAGUUGACUUUUCUUAAAAUAAGUGAGUAAACCUGUUGCCUUAUCAUUUAAGUACAUUAACUGUGUGCAUAAAUAUAAACAUUUAAGUUAAAUCAACUUAAAAGGUUACAAGUUAUGAUUGGUUUACUCGCUUUAAGUAAAUAAUCACUUUUUACAGUGUAGGUUUGGUGCAUUGGCUUUGUGCGAAUCUCUCAUCUGGAGCUAAUUAAGUACAAUAUGCAAUAUUUAAAUGACUUUGAUGCAAAUAAUAAAUGCUAAUUUGUUUGUGUUGACU